UGUGGUGAGUGGUGACUGGUGAGUGUCGUUCUUUUCAUUUGUCUCCUGUCAUUGCAAUAACCUCUAAAAAAGUUGUACGAAGUUUGUUUUGUUUACUUUGGAAAAUGACUAUUAUUAAAGUUGCAAAUGAAACCGAAAUUAUCAAUAAGCUUGCGUCGUAUGUGGAAAAAAUUUCAAACGAUGCCAUCUAUAACAAUGGAAAAUUUGUCGUCGGCCUCUCCGGUGGUUCUGUAAUAAAAUACCUCAGCGAAGGUUUACCAAAGGUCACUACAGACUGGUCGAAAUGGGUGUUGACGUUCUGCGAUGAACGAGUGGUCCCGGAGGAUAGUGAUGAUUCGACAUUCGGAGUCUACAAGAGGAGCCUGUUGCCAAAGACUGAUUUGAAAGAAAGUCAAUUCAUUACGCUGAAGCAGGGACUCACAGCUGAAGAAGCAGCAAAAGAUUAUACAGAGAAACUAAAAGUGGCUUUUGAUGGUGAAAACUUCAUAUUUGAUCUGCUACUCCUGGGCAUGGGUCCAGAUGGCCAUACAUGCUCUCUGUUCCCUGGUCACUCACUACUCAGUGAAACACACUUGAAGGUGGCAGCUAUCACCGACUCGCCGAAGCCACCUCCAGAGAGAAUAACCCUUACAUUCCCUGUAAUAAAUAGCGCUAGAAACUGUAUCUUCGCUAUGAGUGGUGCGGGAAAAGCCGAUAUGGUCAAACGCAUUUUAAAAGACAAAGAAGACUUACCAGCUGGUCGAGUGAAGCCGGAAAAUGGUUCGUUGUAUUGGAUCGUCGACGAAGCGGCCGCAGCGCAUUUAUGAAUCGUCCAUUCCAUUUCUAAGUUCGUAUUUUUUUUUUUAUAUAAUAUAAGGAAUAAGAUUCCUGCAAUUGCAUUUAUAUUUUAUACAUAAUUAAACAUAGCUUGAUCAGAGUAACAGGUUCAAGGUACAUUUUCCUAAUGAAUAUUAUAAUGUAGAAUAGUCUUCGAAAAUACAAGGUGUUAGUGACACCGUAUCCAUAUUAACUUGAGAAUCGUGGUCUGAAUCAUCCCUGUUUUCGGUACGAUGUCAUCGCAAAAAUAUGGAGUUGAAAAUCAUUGAAAAAAACGUGAAUUUUGAAACGGAACAUAACUUACGUAAGUUCUAAGUGGAUGUUUGCAAAACAAAAGAUUCUAAGAUAUCUUUGCGGUUCGUUAAGAUGAUGACCACCGAAUGGUGUUCGAAAGCCUGCACAAAACCCAGAGUAGGGGACUACCAUUAUUUAAAAGAAAAUGUAAAUUAAUUUUGUUUUAAAAAUGUUGUAAAUUAUGAAGGUUUGGGAUUAAGAUUUUUUAUACAUUCCUGUUGAAUAAAAUUUAUUAGAAAA
Pectinophora gossypiella (pink bollworm) is the source of this 1350-nucleotide messenger RNA. It is a transcript of the gene 6pgl, whose product is annotated as 6-phosphogluconolactonase. Bases 105 to 806 code for a protein of 233 amino acids. Gene Ontology annotation, molecular function: 6-phosphogluconolactonase activity. The transcript is spliced from 5 exons. NCBI's taxonomy places the organism in Eukaryota, Metazoa, Arthropoda, Insecta, Lepidoptera, Gelechiidae. The record is from RefSeq and is a predicted model, not a curated record. Gene Ontology annotation, biological process: carbohydrate metabolic process; pentose-phosphate shunt.